GCAGGCGAUGCAUUUAUGUCCCAAUUGUCAAAUCAAUCGGCCGCAGCUGGACUUUAUAGCUUAUAGGAUUUGGGGCAGAUCUGGCAAGUAGUAUAGCUUUAAGGCCAAUUAGGUGCGUCCACAUCUCUGGGUCUCUUCUUGGACUGAAGAUUCAAGCUCGUGCAGAUGGGAAGCGCCGGGCUCUCAUUCAGAUCUGCAAUGCAAUGCAAUGCAAUGCGUAUGAUGCUGCAUGCCGGAUCCCGCUUUAUGAUAGUACGAGACGUGGUCUUUGUAUUGGGAAACCCACGUCGGCCCCGAGUAUGGGUGGGCUUUGUGGAGAAAGGCAGUAUGGCGAAAGGGCUCCCCCUCAUGAUCAAUAAUUACGACGGUACAUUUCAUUGGGUAUUAACGCUAGAGAGCGGUUCAUAUAUCGCCCUUUGUUUUUACACGGAGACCUUUUUCUACUGCCCGGCUUCAAUUACCCGAUCAGGACGAUCGUCACCGAACCUGAUCCAGUGACCUGGAACUGCUGCGCGUGAAUCACAUCGACACUGAUAGCGGACGGAUAGGUCAGGAUACUAUUCGCCGAGAAAGAGUAUGCCUUUCCCGCAAGUCCUUAAAGCGUGGCCUGAUACAUCUCUGAGCCAAAAGAAUUUUGAUGGGAAAAAUUCCUGGCAGAA
Molecule: messenger RNA, 659 nt
Organism: Xylona heveae TC161
Lineage: Eukaryota; Fungi; Ascomycota; Xylonomycetes; Xylonales; Xylonaceae
Exons: 2
Coding region: 166-498 (110 amino acids)
Source: RefSeq, a predicted model, not a curated record